AUGGAGCUUGCCCUUGCGGCCCUGAUUGCGGUGCCACCAGCAGUAUACUUCGCGGGCCAGAGAUCGCAAGCUGCUGUGGCGGCGAAGUGGGCCUGCCUGGGAGAGUUCAAGGCCCUCAAUGACCACGCUGCUGUUGUUCAGAAGCAUUUCUCGAAGGAGAGAGGAACCGUUCUCCUCAUCGGAAGCAGCGGCUUCGUUGGGGUCCGCAUUCAAGACCUCCUCGUUGAGGCAGCAGCAACGCACAAGGCAGCCUUGAACCUCGUCUGCGUGGACAUCAACCCCCCGAAGCACAUGCGAGAGGACAUGGUGUACUUCACCGGUGACCUGCGUGAGCCGAAGCACAUGGAAAGAAUCUACGAGGCCAUGAAGAGCCACGGUUUCCCCAUCAAGGCUACGAUCCACCUGGCAUCGAUCAUACCCUUUUUGGGCAUCCCCGCAAGCUUCAUCACCCGCGUCAACGUGGAUGGCCUCCAAGACUCCGUGCAGACGGCCAAAAAGCACGGCGCCACGGGCUUCCUGUACACCUCCUCGGCCACCUGCAUCCUGGACGGGGCGAAUGAUGCGCCAGCCGACGGAGUCGACGAGGAUGCGCCAUAUCCAGCUGUCAACAUGGACACGUACACGACCACCAAGGUGGCGGCGGAGAAGAUCGUCAGCGCGGCUCACGCGCCGGGGUUCUUUACCGCGGUUGUGCGGCCGUCGGGAAUCAUCGGCCCUGGUGACAAAGUGCUCUACGACAAGCUCUCCAAGGGUGAAGACAACAAAUGGAUUCAGGGAAAGGGCAAUGGCGAGAGUCUGCUGGACAUGGUGGGUGUUGAUGCCGUUGCUCUUGGUCACAUUAUGGCCGUGAAUGAGUUAAUCAAGGCAGAUGGGACUCUUCAGAGGCCGCAAACAACGAUCAUCAACUUGUCUGCUGGGAAGGGGAUUCAAUACAAACACAUGAUCGGCAGCGAAGUUGAGAAGGAUGGUAAAAGCUAUUGGGGACAACCUCCCGCUCAGCCCGUGCCAGCAAAAGUUGUAUCGUGUCUCGCUGGCAUAAACGAGACCUGGUGCAGCAUUUUCGGCAAAGCUCUGCUUAGCCCAUACCUUGCACGUGUCAGCCUGGACUUCACGCAACGCACAUACAUCUUUUCCAACAAGAGGGCGCGCGAUCUGCUGGGAUGGCAACCUGAGGAUGACGACAUCAAGGAUACCAUGCGAAAAUACCUGAGCCGAGAUCCAUCCUGCCAGAAGGUCUGA
Symbiodinium natans is the source of this 1239-nucleotide messenger RNA. NCBI's taxonomy places the organism in Eukaryota, Dinophyceae, Suessiales, Symbiodiniaceae. The record is from the annotation of a GenBank genome assembly.